This is a messenger RNA of Phytophthora nicotianae INRA-310, 276 nucleotides long. RefSeq lists its product as hypothetical. Lineage: Eukaryota; Oomycota; Peronosporomycetes; Peronosporales; Peronosporaceae. The coding region runs from base 1 to 276 and encodes 91 amino acids. The record is from RefSeq and is a predicted model, not a curated record. The transcript is spliced from 2 exons.
AUGUGGGUCGUUCCUGGAGGCUUAACGCCAUACCUCCAAGCUGGUGACAUUGGUAUCUACAAGGUCUUUAAAGACAAACUAUCAAGCGUUCUUGGCGAAUGGAAGCGCUCUGAUAACGUGGAGUACCCCCCACGUGGUAAUCCGCGCCCACCGUCAGUUGAAACAGUGUGCAACUGGCAACAGUGGGGUCGAGAUGAGAACAGCGAAACGCAGGAUCCGUUCAAUGUGGAUGAACUGGAAGAAGCCCUUGACGACAUCGAAAUUGUUGAGCAAUAA